AACAUAAAAUUUUUGUUUUUAAUUACAAAUACUAUUUUUUUCCUAAAAUGGCAGACAAUAACAAUCAUACUAAUUCCGCUUGUGUUGAAUCUAAUAUGGAUCCGAUGUCAUAUGAUGUGGUGGCUGUAUCAGCUGAAUUUAUCCAAACAAGAACAAAAUAUCGACCCGAAAUUGGAAUAAUCUGUGGAUCUGGUCUGGGAGGAUUAGCAGAUCUGGUCGACAAACCAGAUAUAUUUCCAUAUAAUCAGAUUCCAAACUUUCCUGUGUCGACAGUGCCCGGGCAUGUUGGUAGGUUACUCCUUGGUAAUCUUGAGAAGGUUCCCGUUAUUAUCAUGCAGGGUCGAUUCCACGCAUAUGAAGGCUAUGAACUCUGGAAGACGGCUAUGCCGGUCAGAGUGAUGAAACUACUCGGAGUUCAGAAGAUCAUUGUCACAAACGCAGGAGGAGGACUAAACAAAGGUUUCCAAGUUGGGGAUAUAAUGUUCAUUAAAGAUCACAUUAACCUUCCAGGUUUCUCCUGUCAGAACCCCCUAAGAGGACCUAACGAUGAGAGAUUUGGACCUAGGUUUUUCCCAACAAAUGAUUUGUACUGUCAUGAGUACAGGCAGUUAGCAAGACAGGUUGGACAAGAGUUGGGGCUUCAAGGAGUGAUGAGAGAAGGUGUUUACGCAAUGUUGGGAGGACCUAAUUAUGAGACUGUAGCAGAACUUAAGAUGCUUAGGAAGAUGGGUGUGGACAGUGUUGGUAUGAGUACACUUCCAGAAACUAUUGUAGCUCAUCACUGUGGAAUAAAGGUGUUUGCCUGUAGUUUGAUCACUAACAAGUGUAUAGUUGAGUAUGGAUCUGAUAUUGAUACUAACCAUGAAGAGGUAAUAGAGGUUGGACUAAGGAGGGCAGAGGAUCUUAAACAGUUUGUCACAAAAAUGAUUGUGAAAAUGAGCACUAUAUGAAUUGAAUGUUAAUCUCUUUUAAUCCAACUUUUGCAAAGUCAACUAUUAAAAGAGAAUAAAUGAAUUAAUAUUUUCA
Eurytemora carolleeae is the source of this 1026-nucleotide messenger RNA. RefSeq names its product purine nucleoside phosphorylase-like. Gene Ontology annotation, molecular function: purine-nucleoside phosphorylase activity. The record is from RefSeq and is a predicted model, not a curated record. Gene Ontology annotation, biological process: nucleoside metabolic process. The transcript has 5 exons. Gene Ontology annotation, cellular component: cytoplasm. The coding region runs from base 48 to 950 and encodes 300 amino acids. Lineage: Eukaryota; Metazoa; Arthropoda; Copepoda; Calanoida; Temoridae.